AUGUCUGCUGCUACUGCUAAUGCCUCUGCCACCAUUUCAGAGGCCACCGUUGAGACUCACUUGUUAUCAGGCAAGGAUUUAGUGGAAGGAAAUGUUGACUACAGAGGCCAGCCCGCGAAGCGAGUCAAAUCCGGUAGAUGGAGAUCUGCAUGUUUCAUCAUUGGGGUGGAGAUGGCAGAGAGAUUUGCAUUUAAUGGUGUAGGUGCUAAUUUGAUUACUUAUUUGACUGGCCCGCUCGGCCAGUCCACUUCCACGGCAGCGGAGAAUGUGAAUACCUGGUCAGGUACGGCACACCUCCUCCCACUUUUUGGUGCUUUUGUUGGUGACUCCUUGCUUGGCCGUUACCGUACAAUUGUUCUAGCUUCUCUACUCUAUAUUCUGGCGCUCGGGCUCUUGACACUCACAGCUGUCUUGCCCUCCGAGUGUCAGGAUGUGUCAAAACUCGGGGACUGUUCUCCUCAUCAGCUGCAAAUUGUCAUCUUUUUCGUUUCAUUGUAUUUGUUUGCUAUGGCCCAAGGGAUGCACAAACCAUGUGUCCAGGCUUUUGGAGCAGAUCAGUUCGAUGAAAAAGAUCCAGAAGAAGCUAAAGCCAAAAGCUCAUUCUUCAACUGGUGGUAUUUUUCAUUAUGCGUGGCCGUUCUGGUCACAUUAGUAAUUCUAACCUACAUUCAAGAAAAUCUUAGCUGGGGUCUUGGAUUUGGAAUUCCUUGCAUUGUCAUGGGUUUUGCAGUAAUCUUGUUUUUAUCUGGUACCAUGACUUACCGCUUUCGUGUUAAUAGUGACAAGAGGGACCCCUUUCUGAGAAUCGGGUUUGUAUUUGUAAAAGCAGCCAGAAAUUGGAGAAACUUCACUUCUUCCAUAUGCAUGGAGGAGGAUGGUCAGAGGGCUCUUCCUAAUUUAGGUUCUCAACAAUUCGAGUUUCUGAACAAAGCAUUGGCAGUAUCUGAUGGUUCAGAGGAAGGUUCGGAGGUUUCUGAUAUCAGCGAGGUUGAAGAAGCAAAGACAGUUCUUAGGCUACUUCCAAUACUGACAACAUGUUUGGUCUAUGGAAUCGUAUAUUCGCAGUCAUCCACUUUAUGUACCAAGCAAGGAGUUACAAUGGAUCGAUCCAUCACUCCAAGUUUUCAAGUACCAGCUGCUUCUCUGCAAUCAUUUAUUGUCAUCUCAAUCAUCGUCUUUAUCACUGUCUAUGAUCAAAUCAUUGUUCCUGUUGCAAGAUACAUUACCGGAAAACCAUCAGGUAUAACGACGCUUCAGAGAAUUGGCACUGGACUGUUUAUCUCAAUCCUCACCAUGAUCACAGCUGCUCUCGUUGAAAGCAAGCGUCUUGAAAUUGCUAGGAAGUAUGGACUGGUAGAUAAACCCAACGCAACAGUUCCUAUGAGCGUGAUUUGGUUGGUACCGCAAUACACAUUGUUGGGAGUUUCUGAAGUAUUUACGAUGGUUGGUUUGCAAGAAUUUUUCUACAAUGAGAUGCCCGCUGAAUUGAAAAGCACAGGUCUGGCCCUGUACCUCAGUAUACUCGGAGUAGGAGGCUUUCUUAGCAGCUUUCUAAUCUCUAUGAUUGAUAAAGCCACUGGUGGAGAUGGACAUGACAGUUGGAUUUCUGAUAACUUGAAUAAGGGACACCUUGAUUACUUUUAUUGGCUGCUAGCAAUCCUAAGUGCUGUGGCAUUUUUUGCUUUCUUGUUCACUGCAAAGUCGUACAUCUACAAUCGAGUUCACACCUAG
This is a messenger RNA of Oldenlandia corymbosa var. corymbosa, 1731 nucleotides long. NCBI's taxonomy places the organism in Eukaryota, Viridiplantae, Streptophyta, Magnoliopsida, Gentianales, Rubiaceae. The record is from the annotation of a GenBank genome assembly.